Canis lupus familiaris (dog) is the source of this 1894-nucleotide messenger RNA. RefSeq names its product WW domain binding protein 2 (gene WBP2). The transcript is spliced from 8 exons. Gene Ontology annotation, biological process: positive regulation of DNA-templated transcription. Gene Ontology annotation, molecular function: transcription coactivator activity; chromatin DNA binding. The record is from RefSeq and is a predicted model, not a curated record. Lineage: Eukaryota; Metazoa; Chordata; Mammalia; Carnivora; Canidae. Gene Ontology annotation, cellular component: nucleus. The coding region runs from base 8 to 793 and encodes 261 amino acids.
AGAGACUAUGGCGCUCAACAAGAACCACUCGGAGGGCGGCGGAGUGAUCGUCAACAACACCGAGAGCAUUCUGAUGUCCUAUGACCAUGUGGAACUUACAUUCAAUGACAUGAAGAACGUGCCCGAGGCCUUCAAAGGGACCAAGAAAGGCACCGUCUACCUUACUCCUUACCGGGUUAUCUUUCUGUCCAAAGGAAAGGAUGCCAUGCAGUCUUUCAUGAUGCCAUUUUAUCUGAUGAAGGACUGUGAGAUCAAGCAGCCUGUGUUUGGUGCAAACUACAUCAAGGGAACAGUGAAAGCUGAAGCAGGAGGUGGCUGGGAAGGCGCUGCGUCAUACAAGUUGACCUUUACGGCAGGGGGCGCCAUCGAGUUUGGACAGCGGAUGCUACAGGUGGCAUCUCAAGCCUCCCGAGGUGAAGCCCCCAAUGGAGCCUAUGGGUAUUCUUACACGCCCAGCGGGGCCUAUGUCUUUCCCCCGCCAGUCGCCAAUGGAAUGUACCCCUGCCCUCCUGGCUACCCCUAUCCACCGCCCCCACCUGAGUUCUAUCCAGGACCUCCCAUGAUGGAUGGGGCCAUGGGAUAUGUGCAGCCUCCACCGCCGCCCUACCCUGGGCCCAUGGAGCCUCCAGUCAGCGGCCCUGAUGUCCCCUCCACUCCAGCAGCUGAAGCCAAGGCUGCAGAAGCGGCUGCCAGCGCCUAUUACAACCCGGGCAACCCACACAAUGUCUACAUGCCCACGAACCAGCCUCCGCCACCUCCCUACUACCCCCCAGAAGAUAAGAAGACGCAGUAGACCCCUCCUGCCCCUGCCUCCCACCCCUCAUCACUCUCCCCUUCCCUUCUCCUGGGGGCUGACACUGGGGCUAGGAGGGUGAUGGAAGGGGCCCUGUUCUUCCUCCAGGUCUGAUUAUAAAAUACUUCCCAGAGACUGGUGUUGAGGGAAGGGGGGGCACCCCUUGACUUGGGAGCCAUGCCUCCCGCUUUUCAAGCUCAGAGCCCAGGGUGCCGCUCGGAUGCGCUCCCCUCUCACCAUCUCCGGGGUUCUGCUCAGGAGCGCGGGCAUCCACCUCGUUCCUGUCCUGCUCUAGUAGCUUCUGCCCACAGAGGGACUCUCUGGCCACCUCCUCUACCGCAGUCCAGCUCCCUCGUUUUGGAAUCCACUUUAUACUCAGCCUUGUGAACUCCCUCAGACCAGCCUUGUGUCUUCCUGGGGGCCCUGCCGGGCCCCUCUCACCUUCCCUCCACUCUGGUCUGUACCUACCUGUGGAAGGCCACGUUCUCACCGGGCUCUUGGCCCACAUUCCAAUCCCAGCCAGCUUCCAGCCCGGUCACACUCACCUUCUCCUCCCUGUUCUGUCCUUGGUCCUCUGUUGCCACCACUUUGGCUUUUGGAGCUUUAACUUGAGCUUCUGAAAGGUGGGCGGCAUCCGGCCAGACUGCUGUGAUGGGGAGGGAGCCCACUGCUUCCCUCCAUUUUUGGUUUUUGUUUCCCUUGGCCUUCUCUCUUCUCCCUCUAGAAGGGGCUUCUCAGACUGGAACUGGAGAAUGCAUGUUCAUUCCAUCAUGCCGUGUUGGGGCUGCUGGGUGCUGACCCCUGGGGCCUGGCCUGAGCCUGUGUGUGCUGUCCGUGACCUCCUCACCAGCCCCUCCCCCUGCCCUUGUCCAUUUAAGCUUCAUGCAUAAUUGGUGAUAUGCCCCCUGGAUGCAUUAAAAUUUGCUUUCAUUUGCUUCUGGACUGGCCGAGAAGGGAGGAGAUGGUUAUUUAAAAGAGAAUUCCCUAUUUAUUUGACAAAAAAAAAAAAAAAAAAAAACAGUUAAUAUAUUAAUGUGAAAUAAACCCUGUUUGCACCUUUAUUUGCUGAAAAUGUGAAGUAGUAAAAAUGAAGUGACUGGA